UUUGACUACUGGGGAAAAGGAACAAUGGUGACCGUCACAACAGCCAAUCCAACUGCACCAACUCUGUUUCCCCUGAUGCAAUGUGGUUCUGGGACUGGAGACUUGGUCACUCUCGGCUGCCUUGCCACCGGCUUCACACCCUCCUCACUGACCUACACAUGGAGCAAAAAUGGGGCUGCCUUGACGGAAUUCAUUCAGUAUCCUCCAGUACAGAAAGGGAACGUUUAUACGGGAGUCAGUCAAAUCCGAGUGAGGAGACAGGACUGGGACGCAAAGCAGACUUUCAAAUGUGCCGUGACACAUCCAGCAGGAAAUGCAGAGGUUGAUUUCGUCCCACCACCACCACCACCACCACCGGUGAUUUGUAAAUUGCCAACUCUAGUGUUGGCCUCCUCUGAGAAGGAAAACGAGGUUACCUUCUCCUGCUUGGCCAGAGAUUUUUCACCAAAUGAUUAUGAGUUCAAAUGGCUGAAAAAUGAAGAGGAUAUCCCCAACAAAAUAUACGAGAUCAAAACAUGUGAUGGAAAGUAUGUGACCGGAACUAGGGUGUACAGUGCAGCAAGUUUUCUUGCAGUACCAUCCAGUGAGUGGACUGAGGACAGUAAGUUCACAUGUGUGUUUGAGGGGAAAUGUGAAGGUCAAAUCACAUUUGUGAAUUCAUCUGUGACCUACAAAGAUAUAACUUGUGAGUAAAUUUUCUUUAAAAAUUAUAUGUAGUUCUAUUCUCAUACUUUUGCAGCCCUUUCUGCUUAAUAAUUGUUCAUUAAUUCCUCACUCAGCACCUGAACAAUGCGAAGGUCAAGUGGAUAUAAAGAUCACUGGCCCCAAAUUGGAAGACAUCUUUUCAAAUAGAAAAGGAACUAUAGAAUGUCAUGUCACGGCAAACAAGCCAUCUGUC
This is a messenger RNA of Micropterus dolomieu (smallmouth bass), 898 nucleotides long. Its product is annotated as Ig heavy chain Mem5-like. Gene Ontology annotation, molecular function: immunoglobulin receptor binding; antigen binding. NCBI's taxonomy places the organism in Eukaryota, Metazoa, Chordata, Actinopteri, Centrarchiformes, Centrarchidae. Gene Ontology annotation, biological process: defense response to bacterium; B cell receptor signaling pathway; phagocytosis, engulfment. The record is from RefSeq and is a predicted model, not a curated record. Gene Ontology annotation, cellular component: immunoglobulin complex, circulating; blood microparticle; external side of plasma membrane.